AUGGCUUGGCUACCUGCAAGAGACGCUGGCAUCAUCCUGGCUCUCUUUGUGCUGUUCCUCGUGGCCGACUUUGUCUUUUGCAUGUUCCUCGCGACCAUGUACAACCGAGCCGCCUUCGCGGCCAAGGCCUGCAGGCGGCGCUUCCAGGAGUGGCGCGAGCGCCGGGCCGGCGGCCCCAGGGCACAGAUGGAUGACGGCUACAGCCAGAGCGGCCAUCUCGAAGAUGGAAAGGCCGUGCCCAUGCCGUGCGUGGACGGCAUCUCGCUAGCAAGCGAGGAGGGGAAGGGGGCGUGGGGAGACGACAAGCAGAUUUUGGUGCCGACGGCCUGCCACGUCAGGGAGUGA
Ustilaginoidea virens is the source of this 345-nucleotide messenger RNA. RefSeq lists its product as uncharacterized. The coding region runs from base 1 to 345 and encodes 114 amino acids. The transcript has a single exon. The record is from RefSeq and is a predicted model, not a curated record. NCBI's taxonomy places the organism in Eukaryota, Fungi, Ascomycota, Sordariomycetes, Hypocreales, Clavicipitaceae.